GGCUGAGCCUCCACCUGACUCACCUUACAGCCGCUCUGAAACUCAAUGCCAGGAUACAGAGGCUCCAGCCUCCGGGGGAAUAACACAGACCUCCGCCACUCUCAUAUGUGAGAGUCAUAUGUGCUGAUCAUGGAAGCGCCAUACCGGGGCCUGGGCCGCUGCGUGGGCUGCUUCUGGCUCGCAGUAGCCUUUGACAUUGUGGGACUGCUCGUUCUUCUCCUCGGGGUGUUUGUCAACGUGUUUUUCUACGACCUGCUCAUCUACGCGGGAGCCAUCGUCAUCUUCCUCAGCCUCAUCUGGUGGGUGUUCUGGUACUCCGGGAACAUCGAGGUCCCCCCGGCGGAGCUUGAGGAUGAUGUCGGCUUACUGAAGAAGAACAAGGGCGCCUUGGGCGGCAUCGGCGGCGCGGUGCGGCGCCUCUCCAGCCGCGUGUCCAGCGGCAUCAGGUCCUCGCUUCGCCGGAACGGAGGUGCGCCCGGCACGCGCGCGGCCCGCACGCAGAUGUCUGCCAGAGGGCCGUCGGUGGCC
Molecule: messenger RNA, 528 nt
Organism: Perca flavescens (yellow perch)
Lineage: Eukaryota; Metazoa; Chordata; Actinopteri; Perciformes; Percidae
Product: transmembrane protein 238
Exons: 1
Source: RefSeq, a predicted model, not a curated record